Molecule: messenger RNA, 1295 nt
Organism: Grus americana (Whooping crane)
Lineage: Eukaryota; Metazoa; Chordata; Aves; Gruiformes; Gruidae
Gene: OSCP1
Product: organic solute carrier partner 1
Exons: 11
Coding region: 86-1255 (389 amino acids)
Biological process (GO): transport
Cellular component (GO): plasma membrane; cytoplasm
Source: RefSeq, a predicted model, not a curated record
CGCGAGCCCCGUGCCGCGGCCGGCCAAGACGGCGCCUCCCGAUUGGCCCCUCGGCUGCCCGGCAACGGCGGGGUCGGCGGUCGCCAUGUCGGCGCGGACGCUGCCGCUGCUGUUCCUCAACCUGGGCGGGGAGAUGCUGUACAUCCUGGACCAGCGCCUCCGCGCCCAGAGCAUCCCCGGGGAGAAGGCCCGCAAAGAUGAAUGGACAGAUGUGGACAGGAAACGAGUUAUGAAUGACAUCAUCACAACCAUGUUCAAUAAAAAAUUUAUGGAAGAGCUGUUUAAACCACAGGAACUCUAUUCCAAGAAAGCUCUGCGAACAGUGUACGACCGGCUCGCUCAUGCUUCGAUCAUGAGGCUGAACCAGGCAAGCAUGGACAAGCUGUACGACCUUAUGACUAUGGCUUUCAAAUACCAAGUGCUGCUGUGCCCUCGGCCCAAAGACAUUCUGCUAGUCACAUUCAAUCACCUGGACGCGAUCAAGGAUUUCGUACGUGAUUCUCCUGGCAUUCUGAACCAGGUGGACGAAACUUUCCGACAGCUGAUUGAAACGUACAGCUGUCUCUCUGCGGGUGAAUUUCAGCUCAUCAGGCAAACACUUCUCAUUUUUUUUCAGGACAUGCACAUAAGGGUCUCUAUCUUUCUGAAGGAUAAAGUGCAAAACUCUAAUGGUCACUUUGUGCUGCCAAUAUCAGGGUCUGUUCCUUGGGGUACCGAAGUUCCAGGGCUCAUCAGGAUGUUUAAUCGCAAUGGAGAUGAAGUUAAAAGAACUGAGUUUACCACUGAUGGAAAUUAUGUUACUCCACAAAGGGAAGGAUCUUUUGAUCUUUAUGGAGACAGAGUCCUCAAACUUGGAACAAAUAUGUACAGUGUUAGUCGGCCAGUAGAGACACACACGUCAGGAUCAUCCAAAAACUUGGCAUCCCAUGCAAAGGAGAAUAUAACCCCUAACCCUCUUGCUAAAGAAGAACUGAACUUUUUGGCUAGGCUGCUGGGAGGUCUGGAGGUCAAGAAACCUGGUGGCAGCGAGACAGGAUUCCGACUGAAUUUGUUCACAACUGACGAGGAGGAAGAACACGCUGCAUUGACUAGACCAGAGGAGUUAUCUUACAAGGUUAUCAACAUAGAAGCCACGCAGGAGCCGGGGCGGCGGGCGGAGCUCUCCCGCAUCCUGGGGGAGCUGGAGGUGGCGGAGCCGCGCCCGGCGAGCUCCGGGAAGGGCGAGGACCUGCUGGCGCUGAUGGACGGGCUCUGAGCGAUAUUAAAGGCCUGCGCACAGCCCGGCUGCGGGCGGG